AUGACCGGGAGGGAAGGCGGAAAUGCAGUUCCGUCUUCAAGUGCGGGUAAUGCAGGUGCUAGUGGAGUUACUGGGGUAACGCGACGCGGAAGAUGUAAAUGGUUUAACGUGGCUAAAGGCUGGGGAUUUAUCACACCAGACGAUGGUGGUCAAGAUGUCUUCGUACAUCAGAGCGUUAUUCAAAUGCCGGGCUUCAGAUCAUUGGGAGACGAGGAAGAAGUGGAAUUUGAGUGUAAAGAGUCUGAAAAGGGUUUGGAAGCAACUCGUGUUUCGGGACCAUCUUCAGUUGACUGCCAGGGCUCACACCGUCGUCCACUCUCUAAAAAACGCUUCAGAAAAAUACGUUGCUAUAACUGUGGGGAAUUCGCAAACCAUAUAGCUGCCAAGUGCAGCAUUGGACCACAACCAAAGAGAUGCCACAACUGCAAGAGCGAAGAUCAUCUUAUUGCAGAUUGUCCUAUUAAGGUGGAAAAGAAAAAAGAAGAGUCACAAUCGAAGAGUUCAGGCAGCUCUCCCGGUAGCCAACAGAGCAGUCCCCAACAGUCAUAA
Parnassius mnemosyne (clouded apollo) is the source of this 549-nucleotide messenger RNA. The record is from the annotation of a GenBank genome assembly. Lineage: Eukaryota; Metazoa; Arthropoda; Insecta; Lepidoptera; Papilionidae.